Messenger RNA from Hyaloscypha bicolor E, 879 nucleotides. RefSeq lists its product as uncharacterized. The record is from RefSeq and is a predicted model, not a curated record. NCBI's taxonomy places the organism in Eukaryota, Fungi, Ascomycota, Leotiomycetes, Helotiales, Hyaloscyphaceae. The coding region runs from base 355 to 879 and encodes 174 amino acids. The transcript has 3 exons.
AUUCUCCCGGAGGAUUGCGAUCUGAGAAGAUUCUCUGGUGUCUAGAAUGGCUAAAUAAAGACCAUCGAAUCAUGCUCGACGAUGUUGGCUGAUUCAGGAGCCUUCCGGGGGGAAAAGUCACGCCACACAAUUGCACAGUCGAACCAUAUCGCCAGGAGCCGCGAACAUCACAACACAUGACUUGUAAUUUUUUCAAAAUACAAAAGCUCGAACAUUCCCAUUCGAACCAGUCUUCAAGAACUAGAACCCUUGAAAUCGUGGCCAUCUAUCGAACACAAGCCCAAACAAGUCCUCCAAACCUUCAUCCGAAACCCAAAACCAAUCAGUCAAAACACCCAACACAUACAUAUCACGAUGUCCGUCAUAGCAAAAAAUACAGCCCUCGUCCUCCUCGGGGCCGUCGGUGCUGUAGCAGCCGUAAACGCCCUCAAGCCUUCCAAGACAGCGGGAAUUGCAAACGCGAUGAGAACGCAGCUCGAUCAAAUCAACACCCACGUUGAACAGGAUAGAUCGAGGAAGCCGUGGAACCAGACGAGUGCUGAGCGGGAGGCGAUGAGAAAGACGGGAGACGGGGACUGGAGACUGAGGAAUGAGGGAGAGUCAAAAGACGCAACCGCAUGGGGCACACUGUACACAAAAGGGAAUUCGAAACACAUCAAAGAGAACACACCCGAACUUGAACAUGGAGACAGGGAUUCUCGAAUCAAGAACCUCAGGUCCAGUUGCGACUCGCGACUUCGAGAAAGGGUGAAGUGGUCGCGUGCAGAACUUCUUGGAGGGAAAGGGUGUCUGCAUCCCACUAAUUGCCAUCGAUUCUCACGAGACCCAUGCUCAAGGGGAUUGCCAGACGAGGAGAAAUUUAUCGAGGCCGUAAUCUGA